Messenger RNA from Arabidopsis lyrata subsp. lyrata, 922 nucleotides. RefSeq names its product dehydrin ERD14. The transcript is spliced from 2 exons. Gene Ontology annotation, cellular component: membrane. Gene Ontology annotation, biological process: response to water. The record is from RefSeq and is a predicted model, not a curated record. Lineage: Eukaryota; Viridiplantae; Streptophyta; Magnoliopsida; Brassicales; Brassicaceae. Bases 212 to 724 code for a protein of 170 amino acids.
UAGAUAUAUGUUUAUAAAUUAUAAAAAGUGUAUAUAGAGCGUGAAAUCCGCGGUGGAUUGGACCCCUCCUGAGUCCUCAACACUAUAUAAGACACUUUCUUCUCUAAUCUCCAUCAUCUCUUAUUCUCAUUUUGCUUUUGAAUUUCAAAUUCUCACAUAAUAAUAAUUUCAAAUCCGUGUUUCGAUCUCAAAUCUUUUUUUUCCGGUAGCUAUGGCGGAGGAAAUCAAGAACGUUCCUGAGCAGGAGGUGCCAAAGGUAGCGACAGAGGAAUCAUCAUCGGCUGAGGUUACAGAUCGUGGAUUGUUCGAUUUCUUGGGAAAGAAGAAGGACGAAACAAAACCCGAGGAGACUACGAUCGAUUCAGAGUUUGAGCAGAAGGUUCAUAUUUCGGAGCCGGAGCCGGCGCCGGAGGUUAAACACGAAAGUCUCCUUGAGAAGCUUCACCGAAGCGACAGUUCUUCUAGCUCCUCUAGUGAGGAAGAAGGUGAAGAUGGUGAGAAGAGGAAGAAGAAGAAGGAGAAGAAGAAGUCAGUUGCUGAAGUAGAGGUGAAAACAGAGGAAGAGAAGAAAGGGUUUAUGGAGAAGUUGAAGGAGAAGGCUGCGGCACCGGUGGAGGAAGCGCAUCCGGCGGAGAAGAAAGGGAUUCUUGAGAAGAUUAAGGAGAAGCUUCCAGGAUACCACCCCAAGACCACCGUAAAGGAGGAGAAGAAGGACAAAGAAUAAGAAAAAUAUGAUUAAAAAUAUGAAUAAUGAUGGUUGAUUUGCUUUGUUAUUUUUUAUUGUGUUGGUUGAUCAUCUUUUGCUUUUGUGAUGUGUAAGUUUGUUGGCUUUUUUGUUGAUUACAGUUUUCUCUUGUAUAUGGUUUUUAAAAACAAAAGAUCUCAAGGUAUUUUAAUGAUAUGAAUAUUUUCAUUUGGUUAA